This is a messenger RNA of Lotus japonicus, 680 nucleotides long. Its product is annotated as dirigent protein 11-like. The coding region runs from base 44 to 592 and encodes 182 amino acids. The transcript has a single exon. The record is from RefSeq and is a predicted model, not a curated record. NCBI's taxonomy places the organism in Eukaryota, Viridiplantae, Streptophyta, Magnoliopsida, Fabales, Fabaceae.
GACAAAUAGAAACAAAUCAAACAAUAAGCAAAGAGAACAGGCCAUGGCCAAUCCACUCACUUCCAAUUUCUUUCUCUUCUUCAUCUCCACACUGACCAUCCUCUACGUAAACUACACCUUCCCCAGGUUCCAGCAACCACUACCAAACCAAACCAACCUCGUCUUCUACGUCCACGACCACUUCACCGGCGAAGACACCACGGCAGCCACCGUCGCCGGCAACAGCGGAACCGCCUCCAGCAUCCUUCGCUUCGGCACGGUGGCGGUAGUGGACGACCCUGUAACAGAGGGACCUUCCAUCGACUCAGCGCUCAUUGGCAGGGCACAGGGCGUGUACAUAAACUCGCAGCUUGACGGGAAGGGGCUGUACAUGGUUUUCUCUGUGAUCUUCACCGGCGGUGAGUUCAGAGGGAGUAGCUUGGAGAUUCAGGGUUCUGAUAUCUUCACGAUGAAGGAACGAGAAUUUGGAGUUGUUUCGGGUACUGGUUAUUUUCGGUUUGUGAAAGGGUAUGGGAUUAUGGAAACAGAGUUCAUGGAUAUAGAGAAUCUAAGAGCUACUCUUAAGCAUAAUAUAACAGUCAAGCAUUAUUGAUUAGGAAACUUCUACUAUUAUUUUCUUUUUGUCUAAUUUGUUCUAUCACCUUAAUAAUGUUGUUUAUAAAUUGGGGUUGUUUAAUUUA